GACACUCUGCUCCUGCUCGCCUCGGUUAGAAGGCGGAGUUGAGUCCAUUAAAGUCCACAGAGAAACAGCGGUGGAGUCAGUAGUAGCUCUGACUUUCACUGGAAUAAAGCGUGUAAAGUGGGUUUUGUUUUCACUGACAUUGCAGACGAGCCUUGGUUUCAGUUGUUUGGUCGACAGUGGACACUGGACUGAUAAAGUUAUAGUUUCACCUGCGGGAUAAGUCGGACUAACGUCACAUCCUGAUCGGUGCGGUAUAAAUCAGAAUGAAGCACCUCUCCGUAUUUUGCCUGUAUGCACUUGUGAUCCUGCAUGGCCUUGAGGGUGUGCUUCCCCAGACUCCCUCGUAUGGUGAACGGGGCUCAGAUCUGGGCAUACAGGUGUUUCAGCAAGUAGUCCGCUCCAGGCCCCUGGGAAAUGUGGUGUGUUCACCCCAUGGAGUGGCUUCCAUCCUAGGCAUGCUGCUCUCCGGGGCCCAUGGAGAAACCCGGAAGCAGAUCAUCAGUGGUCUCCGUUACAAGAAAAAUGGUCCUUACAAGAUGUUAAAGAAGCUGCACAAGUCCUUGACAUCUAAGUCCAACCAGGAAGCUGUGCUGAUUGCCAAUGCCAUUUUCAGCCAGGUGGGCUUCCCCAUGGAGCAGUCCUUUGUGGACACCAACAAAGCCAACUUCCAAAGUGAGACCAGGAGCUUGGACUUCGGCAACCCUGACAGGGCAGCCAAUGAAAUCAAUGAAUGGGUCAACAAUAAGACCAAAGGUCACAUCUCCAACUUGAUCCAACCAGACAUGCUGGACUCGGCUUUCACCCGUCUGGUCACUGUCAACGCAAUCUACUUCAAAGGCUUAUGGAAGUCUCGCUUCCAGCCGAUGAACACCAAGAUGAGGCCCUUCACGAGGGGCAGUGGGGAUGUAGUUUCUGUCCCAAUGAUGUCCCAGGUAUCUGUCUUCAACAUAGGCUUGGCCUCCACACCCCAGGGACUGAAAUAUAGGGUGAUUGAGCUUCCCUAUCGUGGCAACACUGUCAGCAUGCUGAUUGUUCUGCCUUCUGACGAGGACACACCUCUGUCCCGUGUUGUCCCACACAUCAGCACAGCCACAGUGCAGAGCUGGAGCAAAGUGAUGCGCAUGACUAAAGUCCACCUGGCCCUCCCCAAGUUCACUGCUGAAGCGGAGGUAGAUUUGGAAGCCCCCCUCACAGCGCUGGGAAUGACGGACAUGUUCAGUGAGGACAAAGCUGACUUCAGUUACCUCAGUUCUGAGCCUUUGCAUGUAUCCAAGGCUCUCCAGAAAGCCAAAAUCGUGGUGAAUGAAGACGGAACAAAAGCAGCAGCUGCCACCACUGCCAUUUUGCUGACUCGGUCCUCUCCACCUUGGGUUACAGUGGACAGACCUUUCCUCUUCCUCAUCAGACAUAACCCAACAGGUACCGUUCUCUUUAUGGGCCAGAUCAACGAGCCUUGAGCCCAGCCGUCGCUGGCCGGACCCUGGCAGCAUCAUAGGCCGGCACAGGAAACGCUUAUACACUGCCACGAGUGAACACACACAUACACAUGGAUACACACGCACAUACACGCACACUUUGCUGUUGACUUAUGUACAAUGUGGACAUAUGAUGUUAUUUGUUAUGAAUAUUGCUUUUUAUGUUGCCCAUUGUUAGUAAUGCAUAACAUGCUGUAUAAAAUGUUUUGCAGACUAAAAUUUCCCAGCUGUUUUAAUUUUUUGUAUACUUUUUUGACUUUAUUACAUUUUUAAAAGACUUUGAAUGUCAUUUUUUUUUUUAAUUUUCUCAACUCUGGAAAAUGAUAAUUUUAUUUUUUGAUUUAUCAUGUCACUUUCAGUUCAGAAGUUCUCCAGCUUUCACUCCUAAGUUACGCCAGUGUACAUCCCACCUUGAAUGCCUUGCAUUCAGCUACUUUAAAAUAAUUGUUUCCUUCACUGAGGAUGUCUUCUGUUAUCAUACUUGCUCCAUAUUUGAUGAAAUAAAUACACAUAUUUAUAACAUCAA
Messenger RNA from Toxotes jaculatrix (banded archerfish), 2001 nucleotides. RefSeq names its product serpin peptidase inhibitor, clade E (nexin, plasminogen activator inhibitor type 1), member 2 (gene serpine2). Gene Ontology annotation, biological process: negative regulation of plasminogen activation; negative regulation of endopeptidase activity. Gene Ontology annotation, molecular function: serine-type endopeptidase inhibitor activity. The transcript has 9 exons. Bases 264 to 1457 code for a protein of 397 amino acids. Lineage: Eukaryota; Metazoa; Chordata; Actinopteri; Toxotidae. The record is from RefSeq and is a predicted model, not a curated record.